UCACCGUCUUCAAUCCAGGGAUUGCGUAGUCGAAACGCAGCGUUUUAACUUUCCCAAACACAGAGAGAGAGAGAGAGAGGGAGAGAGGGAGAGAGGGCGAGCCAGGAAGAAGGAGAAGAAGAAAGGGGGCUUGAGGUCGAGCUCUGAUGGCGGGAAAACCCCAACCGGUUCGCGUCCUGUACUGCGCGGUCUGCAGUUUACCGGCCGAGUACUGUGAAUUCGGACCCGAUUUCGAGAAAUGCAAGCCCUGGUUGGUCCAAAACGCCCCGGAGCUUUACCCCGAUCUCGUCAGAGAUGCUACUGCGAAGGAAGCUGAUAGAGUAGCCGAUCAGUUGAACGCCACCGGUAUCUCUUUCGGAAGUGGCGACGGAGCUACCGCUUCUUCAGCGCCUAAAGAAGAGGUCAAGCGUCUGCCGGGUGGGAAGGUCAAGAAAAAGGAGAAGCUGGAGGUUAUUAUUGAAAAGGUUACACGCAAUAAGCGAAAAUGUAUCACAACUGUCAAAGGACUGGAGCUUUUUGGUGUCAAACUUAGUGAUGCUUCAAAGAAGUUAGGGAAGAAAUUUGCUACAGGAGCUUCUGUUGUUAAGGGGCCAACCGAGAAGGACCAAAUUGAUGUUCAAGGGGAUAUAUUUUAUGACAUUGUGGAGUUCAUUACCGACACCUGGCCUGAUGUCCCAGAGUCUGCAAUUUUCUUUAUUGAAGAUGGCAGAAAGGUUCCAGCUGUUUAAAUGGUAUUCAUGGCACACAAAUAAGUUGGAGCAUGGUAUCUUCUUCCUGUUGGUGUGAGUUUUAACCAGUUUCAGUGUGCUCUCAAAGUAAAGAGCUGCCUGACAUUCCAACACUCCGGCCAGUGAGAUUUUUGCCCCUCUCAAGAGUGUUGUAUCUUGGUUGCAAGAACAGUAUAUUUUUUGAGUUUUUCAGGAUCUAUAAUUUGUGUUGCAUGGGGGCAAUUUUGCGUGUCAGUUACUCUGUUUGUGUGUCACUUCACCUAGCAGUGACUUCAAUAUCACAGUUUAUCCUUGUGUUGCAGACUGCGUCUGCCUGUAAUCUUUUACUUUCCAUGAGUCUAGCAAAUGGAGAACCAUUAACAUAUGCAAAUUUUUGUGUUACAAAAUGAUUUCAUUUCAUA
Molecule: messenger RNA, 1129 nt
Organism: Rosa rugosa (rugosa rose)
Lineage: Eukaryota; Viridiplantae; Streptophyta; Magnoliopsida; Rosales; Rosaceae
Product: translation machinery-associated protein 22
Exons: 7
Coding region: 147-728 (193 amino acids)
Biological process (GO): formation of translation preinitiation complex; translation reinitiation
Molecular function (GO): mRNA binding; translation initiation factor activity
Source: RefSeq, a predicted model, not a curated record